Folsomia candida is the source of this 5864-nucleotide messenger RNA. RefSeq names its product Golgi apparatus protein 1 (gene Glg1). The record is from RefSeq and is a predicted model, not a curated record. Lineage: Eukaryota; Metazoa; Arthropoda; Collembola; Entomobryomorpha; Isotomidae. Bases 1626 to 5045 code for a protein of 1139 amino acids. Gene Ontology annotation, molecular function: fibroblast growth factor binding. Gene Ontology annotation, cellular component: Golgi membrane. The transcript is spliced from 13 exons.
AUUGAAAUCAUAUCUCAGUCGUCAACAGACUGCAUUGAUAAGACGACAUAUGGCAGCAUCAUUACAGAAGGUGAAACUUGGUAGUAAAAAGAAGCUCCCGAACAUGGAGGUGAGAGUACAAAAGAAGGAGGGGAGAAAAACGAGGGGCUCCAGAAUGGUUACGACGACGAUCGAAAGGCAUUCACCCCCUUCCUCGUCCAAGGAGGAGUCCUUGGACGACAUUGUCGCUGACAAGCUGGGACAGCUAGCCCUUAACAUGGAGAGUAAUGAGAUUCAAGACGACGAGACUAAAUUGCCAAAUAAUGUCCUCUAUUACGCCUGGUUUUUCAGUAGCAAAGUUUCCCUUGCCCUGAAAGAGAUUGCAGAGCGUUAUUUCCAAGAGUGUCUCAAAGUGACCCAGUUUAAGGAAUUUAUAAACAACGCCUGCGAAGUUCAUGGAGUCAAAGACCCUGAGACAUUCUACAGACAUCCACGAGUAAAAUUCAAGUCGGCAGAAGAGUUUAUGUUUCAUGUUACGGCAAAGUUUCUCGGACGCGAGUCUCAUGUCGAGUAUUCCACACUUGCAGCACGGUUCACAGGGAAAAAGUUUCACAUAAACUUGGUCGGAUUGUUUUUUACGGAGAAAACAUUUGGAAUCCAGGUCGAGUUGACUCCUGGCCAGAGGAAACUCUUUGAUGAACGUGAUGGGGGGAGUGGUGUGACUCCCGUCUCAAUUACUACAAAUUCUAUUGCUGCUGCUGGUGACUAUUUUCUGAAAUCAACCUCUGUUCACCCUCCAACCCUAGCUACCACGGAACAUGAAGAAGAUGCCGUCCGCCUCUUGGACCAAGAGUUAGAAGAGACGAAUUCUAAAAGUUAUAUGUCGGUCAAGUCUGUUUCGGAACAGGGCGACAAUAAGACAUCCUCACAUCAUCUUCAUCGUGGACCACGCCUCUUAGACUUAGAAUGUGAUGAACUUAAAUUUGUACCUGUCGAGAAAGAAUGUCAUCGGUUCUCUAUCAAUUCCCGAGCACAUUGCACCAUUGGCUGUGCUCCAAAAGUCAAACCUAUGCAAACGGGGGUUGACCUUUUGGACAUACUCGACCUUGAGCGGAGAAGUAGUGACAAAUGCUCCAGCAGCACCAGUGUCUUCGUUCAUGACCAUCUAGUGGACGGAGGGACGUUGAGACAGUUUGGUCGCAAAGGGGACGCCUUUACUUUCUAUCCUUGUCACAAAGUCGUGGCGGUGGGGGUUUUUAAUCAUUUUAUUUGACACAUAAAACUAGGGAGGAUACUAAAUGAACAUACUUUCAAAAUAAUUGUUAAAAGAUGAAUAAAUUCAAUAAACUGGGGAUGGGUGAGAAGUUGAGGGGAUUUUUCUACUGCUGCUGCUGAGAGUGUUGACUCGCACUCUGCCCUGUUGUUGAUUUCGCUUCUGCUCGCUCCAAUUCUUCAGAAACCAAUUUUUUCAGCUGCGGAAAAACCUCAAACUUAAGUUUGUUCCGAUACUGAUAACACAAUAAACAAAUUAUUGCUAAAAAUUUGGCAUUCCUACGCCAACCUCUCAUCAUGACGUCUGUCUUUUACUAGUUUUGUGAAGUGACAAUCAACAAGGCCGGUGAUAGAGGGCAAACCAACUAAAAAUCAUGAUCGUGUUCUCAUUUUUUGAAAAGUCACCGUCACGGAAGGUGCUUAUUUUUUGGUCCGCAUUACUAUUAGUCCAAGUUAGUGCGGAGAACACUGGUUUGGAUGGUGGAGAGAAGAGAGGAGUGGAUGAGGGGUUGCCUAAGGACUUUAACUCAAAGAUAACCACAAAUCCAGCUUGUCAAGCAGACGUUGUAAGAAUUUGUGGAAAGACGCCGGAAAAUCUCCCAGAUCUGGAUGCACUCGAGUGUAUCCUUAAUCAAAAGAGAACCGCAAUUGAUGAAAUCUCGGACGCGUGCAAUAGUGCGUUGUGGCAUUACCGGAAAAAUAUAACCGAGGAGGCUGGGUUUCUUCAAUUGUCGGAUAGAAACUGUAUCGAGGACUUUAAAAAGACAGGUUGCUGGACGCCAAGUGGACGACGUCAACCUGGGUUUAACAUGGUCAACUGUAUCAUCGACAACAAGGAUAAAGUAGAGAAACAGCGAUGUCAAACUCUUGUCACGAGGCUUGAAGGGGUUAUCUUUGGAGAUUACGAGAUGAUUGGGAAGUUUGCCACGGAUUGUGAAGAUGAUAUUGUUAGACACAAAUGUGGGAGGAAUGAGUUAGACCAUGCUGCGCUAAAGAAGUUGCCACAUUCCCAGGGAAAAACUAUCGAGUGUUUGUCGGAUAAGAUCCAAGAUUUAAAUAAAGAAUGUCAACUCCAAAUCUUAAGAGUGGCAGAAUUGCAGAGUGACGAUUUCCAUUUGGACAGAGCAUUAUAUUUUGCAUGCAGAAGCGAUAGAGAAAGAUUUUGCUCUCGCGUCGAAGCUGGAAAUGGUCACGUAUACAAAUGUCUGCUUCGCCACAAGCUCGAGUCUGAGAUGAGCACGGACUGCAGAGACCAGAUCUACCGUCGUCAGAAACUAGGAUGGCAGGAUUACAAAGCAAGUGGAAUUGUUGGCUCAUGCCGAGAUGAAAUAAAAAAGUACAAGUGCCGACGUCGUGUGAGUUCGAGUGACAAGCCAGUCCGCCUCUCACAAAUCUUGCUCUGCCUGGAGAAUGAGUAUCACAAGGGACAAGACAUUGGAGGAGAUUGCUUGGAAGAGAUUAAGCAACAUCGAAAGUCGCUAAUGGAAGACUACAGAGUGACUCCGGAACUUCUCUCAGCCUGUAUGGAGGACAAGGACAAGUUUUGUGCUGAAAAAGGGAUUCACGGGAAAACGUUGCACUGUCUUAUGGCUCAUGCACAAAUGAGACAGGACGAGGAACGGCUAAGUGACAAAUGUCUCGUUGAGUUGGAGAAUUUAUUGAAGAUGUCGGAUGUUUCAAGUGAUUGGCAAGUGGACCCUGUGCUACAGCAAAACUGUCAACGAGUUGUAGACAGUAGUUCCUGCUCCAAAUACCAACCUAGUCGAGUUCUAGAUUGUCUCUUUAAUUUGCUCACAACCGAAUCUGGAGCGGAAGCCAACAUCAUGACGGAUGACUGCGAAACGACGCUCAUACAAAUCCAGUUCUUUAUGGCGCGCGACUUUACCAUGGACUCUCUGUUAUACGAGACUUGCGGAAAAGAUGCUGCGCGUGUAUGUGGAGCCAAGGCAGAUUGGUCCGACGACCCCAACAAUAUGGAUCCUGCUCGAGGCCCCAUAAUUCUGUCCUGUCUGUUCAGAAAUAUUGCUACUGAAGAUCCAUCCAAGAUGGUGAGCAAAAAAUGUGCUCAACAUGUUCGAGAAACAAUGCGUCAAAGGGCCUUGUCUGUCCAUCUCCUCCCUGAAAUUGAGGAAGCAUGCAUGGGUGACCUAGCGGAGCUUUGCAGUGAGAAGACUAAGGCAGGAGAAGAGUUACAAUGUCUGCAAACACAUCUGGAAGAUUUGGAGAAAGAAUGUCGUCAAGCGGUGUCAAACUUUACUGAGUUGGAAAUGAAGAACCCCACGGUGGACCCAUUCAUAUGGAGACAUUGUCGAGAAUACAUCGAGGGCAAGUGUGAUGGAGACAAGUCUGAGGAGGAUGACGUGUUGGACUGUCUCAUUGACUUGAAACCCGAAAUGAAGAACAAAAAGUGUAGAAUCAGUAUUGAGCACUUGCAACUUUUGAAGCUCAAAGAAAUUCGGUUCAGCCCGAAGUUCAAGUUGCAAUGUCAAUCAGACGUGAUUCGAUACUGUGGUGGGAAAGAUAUGCAGCCAUUGACGUCGUGGAAGGUUGUCAAUUGUCUAAGCAAAACUAUUCGGGAUGACAUUGUGACGGAGAACACACUUCGAGUUAGCAAGGGAUGCAGAAAGCAGGUUCGAAACCUCUUGUUAGCAAAACUUCAGUUGGAGACUGGGAUAUCUGAUGCUCAGUCCAUAUACAAAAUGUGCAGCAAGUACAUCAUGGACUUGUGCUCCAGCGUCACACCGGGAGGAGGCCACGUGCUCGAAUGUCUGAGAGAUAACUCUAUAAAAAUCCCUACAGAUUCUGACUGUCAUGAAGCGUUGUUUAGGGUGGAACAAGAAACGGAUGCAGAUUCCAAACUGGAUUUGGUGCUCAACUCGGAAUGUUCUUUGGAAAUGAAAUUAUUCUGUAACACUAAUCCGGACAAUAUGCUCAACUGUUUGAAACUCAGUAGUAAUAAGGAGGGAUUUAGUGUCAAGUGUGCCAGAAUUGUGCGAGAGCGAAUGAUUGAACAGAAUACAGAUUCCAGAUUGAACCCACGUCUGCACAAAUCCUGCAAGCUAGACAUGAAAAAGUUUUGUCCAUCCGUUGCUCCUGGCCAGGGGCGAAUUCUGGGAUGUCUCAAAAAUGUAUAUAUCAAUCCAAAGAACCGUUUGACUGACACUUGCAAAGCAUACAUUGAAGAAAUAUUGGAGCAUGCGGCAAAAGAGGAUGUCAAGUAUGAUGCUGACUUGUAUUCAUCCUGCACUAUUUACAUGAAGCAAUGCCAAUCAAAAUCAUCUAAUGACGAUGAGGCAGCACCAGACAAGGGCUACACUGAAGAAUGUCUCAAACAGUUAUACCACGAUGGCAAGAUAUUGGACAAAACGUGUAAAAACAAAAUUGCUGUACUAAUCCAGUCCACUAUGAUCGACAUUCACGUGGAUCCCACUCUCAAUCGGGCAUGUGCAGUCGACCUAGUUAGACAUUGUGAAGGAGUGCCACCAGGAGAAGGACGCCUUUUGAAAUGUCUCUUCGCCCAACUGAGUGAGGAGCAGAAGGGGACAGAAAAAACCUAUCUAAGUGAAAAGUGUAGAGAUAUGUUAUCCAAAAGAAGCGAAUUAUUUCACAUGGCGGACGAGUCAAAUCCCAUUGGCCGAAUGGAAUCUCUUGUAGACUUGGUUGAACAAGUUCAAAUUUCUCCUCAGCGUAAUUAUUUGUUGACGACGGGAAUGAGUGUCGUUGGUCUCAUUUUUAUUUUUGGCCUAUUCUGCGGAAGAGCGACCAGCAGACGGACGGCGGAAAAGAACAAGUAGCAGGGAAUCUACUACUCUUUUUAAGCCCAUGUGUGUCUUAUCCAAUUCAACGCCAUACAUCCGAAAUGAUCCGACCUUUACCUUACCUACCUACCAAUUAUCUACAUAUGUACCUAGGUUAUACAUACAUAUGCUAGGUUAUCUACACGCACAUAUAUUUACUUAGACAUAAUAUACAUAAUUGUUCCGCAUUGUUUGUGGGACAAGGAAAGAAGAAAAAACAAUCAUAGUCACACCCUGCUUUUAUCUGUCUGUUAAUAAUCAUACUAAUAAUAAUUAAUGAUAAAUCGUUUCCGUGAAAUUGGAUAAGAACAAAUAGUGAUAAAGAGAUUUGGGACUGAAGUCAAAUUGUUCAUAGAUAUAAAAUAAUUGAUGCGUAAUUUUUCACAACGUUUUUAUCCUGAUACAUACUGUUACACCCCAAUUUUUCUAUGUGCAUAACUCAAUGAAGCCUAUUUCCAGUGUCGUAAGUAUGUAAGCAUGUGAUACAGAUUUGGAUGUUGACGGUUUGCUGAACGUUGUUUCGACCUCGUGAACUUCUGAUGCAGCUGCUUUUUCCAGAACGAUCAUGAGUUCUAAUUCUUUAAUUAAUUAAAGCAGAUUUUACUUAUGUAUAUCCUACUGUUUGCCGAGUCAUCAUUAUUCUCAUUGGAUACAAACGCAAACCAUCUUAGGUAAUCGUAACUUAAUAUGUAAAUAUGUAUGAAAUGAUGAAUCUAAUCAAAUAUGGUUUUUAUUUAGCUAAUAAUUUAUCAAUAUGGCUUUGGUAAAUACAAUAUAUUUCUCUUGAAUAAAAAUCCAGUCUUUUAGUGUGUAAGA